This is a messenger RNA of Ruditapes philippinarum (Manila clam), 3030 nucleotides long. RefSeq lists its product as uncharacterized. Gene Ontology annotation, biological process: DNA catabolic process. The coding region runs from base 138 to 2957 and encodes 939 amino acids. The record is from RefSeq and is a predicted model, not a curated record. NCBI's taxonomy places the organism in Eukaryota, Metazoa, Mollusca, Bivalvia, Venerida, Veneridae. Gene Ontology annotation, cellular component: cytoplasm. Gene Ontology annotation, molecular function: nucleic acid binding; 3'-5'-DNA exonuclease activity. The transcript is spliced from 9 exons.
UACCGCCAUAUCUCGCCAUUUAUCGUAACGAACUUCGUUUGUUUACGAGUAAAGUCGGAAUUCUAAUAAUAGCGGAUAUCCCCGGUCACGUGGUAGUAUUCCCCAAGAAAAUGACGUAAUUUCCGUAGAUAUCUAACAUGGCGUCUCACAGUCGUGAUACGCUGGGGCGAUUCAAAAAAAGUGUAAAAAGAUGCAGAAAACCUAAGUAUUCGGACUUAAUCAUUGAACACAACUAUAGUACAGGUAACCAGUAUUUCGGGGCAACCAACAAAGCAGCAUCUCUUCCUAAAUCGGUUGAUACUGACGGUUGGAAGGAGGGAAGGAGAAUCGUUGAGUUUGGCGUUCUGCUGUCAAAUCUUAGAUCUUGCAAAAAGUGUCGACUUGGACCGGUGCCGUUAACAUUUGACAACGUGUUAGGUGAACUUAAAAAGGGUGUGUCUGGAUAUUUGUAUGUGAAAUGUCAAAACAUAGAAUGCGGUCAUGUGAAUUGUGUUCCCUAUGGAAAAACACAUAGAUUGAAGACCUGUACUGGGAAAGUUGGAAUGCCAUGUUUCGUUGUCAACACAAAAUUAGGAACAGCAAUGAUUGAUAGUGUAGGUGGGCCGGUGAGGGUCAACAAUUUGUUGUCAACACUCAAUAUACCCACAAUUGGAAAUAAGAACAUGAAAAAAAUGGAGAGACGUGCUGGAAAUAUUAUUGAGACAGUGGCUUCCAUGUCGACAGAAUCUGCUGCAAAAGAAACAUUUAUCAAGGAAAUGGAGGAUGUGCGUCAUGAAGAAUCAAUGCUAUCAGAACACAACAUGGAAGGUCUUAUUGAAGAUCUUGGCGUAUGUCCUUUGCCAGAUGCCUCGCCAGCACUAAAGUCUAUUCUUCAGUCAGAUGCUAAAGUUACAAAUGACAGUGAAUGGUCAGAUGUAGACAAUUGUGAAGAACAAUCCACAACAAUACAUGAUCAUCAAACGAAAAUGCCUAUGAAACUUUCUCACAGACAGUCAAAGUUUAAAAACAAAAUCAGAAGUGGUCCACAUCUUGAAAAACCCCACAGCAGAUUAAGACUUUCCCCGAAAUUUCCCUGUAAAACUCGCAGUGGUAUGUCCUGUGCAGUAGAUACUGCCUGGCAUAAAAGAGGAUUUGACAGUUUAACAUCCCACACUUUCUUCAUGGGAAAAGCAAAGUAUGGAAAGAAAGUUUUAAAGACAAUAGUAAGCCACCGUACGUGUGGAACAUGUAAAUGGUGGAAACGUAAUAGACCGGGUCAUCAAGUAAGAAAACAUAGGUGUGUGCAUACACACAGUGGAAGUGCCAAACUCAUGGAAAGUGUAAGUGGCGAGCAGGGUGUUAAAGAACUCAUAGAACAAGGUACACCUGUAGAAUACCUCGAAGGUGAUGGGGACAACACACUAAUAGCUUGUUUGAAAGGGAACUUAAAUUUAACAAUGAAGAAACGAUUUGAUAAAAAUCACAUUGUGAAAAAUGUUGGAAAGCGAUUAUAUCAAUUGGCUGCAGAGAAAGGAAUUAAGUUGAGCAAAAAUGUUAUUAUUCACAUUCAGAAAUGCCUGAAAUAUGUAUUCUCCAAAAACCAAGGUGAUCCAGUUGGAAUGGAGGACAAUCUAAAGGCAGUUAUUCCACAUCAGUUUGGGGAUCACUCUUUCUGUCAGUCCAGAUUUUGUGGAUAUAAAAGAAAGCCUGGUGAGAAGUACUCCCACAGAAGUCUGCCAUAUAAGAUCCCUCUGAAAGAUGAAAACCUUCGAUCAAGACUUGAAGUGAUUUUUCAACCUCUUUUAUUAAAUGCUACACAGUAUGCUGACCUAGGUUCAAGCCAGCAGUGCGAACAUGGUAACAGAGAAGUAACACUCCGUGCACCCAAGUCUUUACAUUAUGGCAAUUCAGAAUCCCUUGAUCACCGUGUACAUGCUACAUCUGCUUUCAUCAAUGAGGGGAGAAAGAAUAUUGUCCAGGCAAAUGAAACAGCUGGGUUGUCACCUGGGGUACACACUGUGAAAUAUGCUGAAAAGUGUGCACAACACAGAAAGAGGUCAUCGGAAAAGUCAAUGUUACCUUCAACAAAACGUAGGCGUCUCAUUUUAAAGCAGGAACGAGCUAUCACCCAGGGUGCUCAAGAAGCCUUAGAGGGAAUUUCCUAUCAAUCAGGCAUUGGUCAUGAACAUGAUGUUGAUGUAGACAAACUUCCCGAUGCAGUUCCUCGAGGAGAUUUUAAACCUGUGAUGCCAAUAACAACAACUGCGCAACAAGUGACUGGCAUUGUGGUUACUGAUUCAUUUAUGAAGGUUCAUGGAACUUUAGUGGAAUCUUUGCCUAUCAAGGAAGCCUUACAUCAGUUCAUAAAAUGGCUAGAAAGCAAGUCAAAUGUUUUCCUUAUUGCCCACAAUGGUAGGCGGUUUGACUUUCCCGUCCUCUUAUCUGUUUUAAAGACAGUGGAUUUUCUAGAUUCUUUUUACUAUUGUACCCUGGGACUUAUUGACACUCUUCCAGUUUUUAAAAAGGUUUUUCCUGGUGAAUCCCAUAAACAAGAAGAUUUAGUGGUUCGUCAUCUUCAUACUACGUAUAGUGCACACAAUGCUAUAGAGGAUGUUACAUUUUUACGUAAACUCCUUAUGUUUACAAAGUUGUCAAAGCAGGAAAUUAUCAAAUUCAGCUUUUCACCAAAAGCCAUGUACAAUUCACUUAUGUUUAACAGGGAGAAAGCCAAGAAUAUCAGAAGUUUAGAUAUCCUGAUUUCAAGUGGUAUUUGCAAGUUAGCCACAGCAGAGAACAUAGCUGGGUCUGGACUAAACUUCAAUCAUCUUCAGAGAAUAUACUCACGUGAAGGAGAAGAUGGACUUCUUAUUACCUUUACAGUUAAAAAUUCUGAAUGUCAACCAAGAGUGACAAACUCAAAACGUGUUCUAGAAGCUAUAAUACCUAAACUGGUAGACUUAUUUAGGAAAAGUGAGUGAACUGUAAAUCAAACAGGAAGACUUAUGGAAAAGUGAGUGACAUUACAUAUAGAACUGUAAACAAAGGACCACA